AUGGCGAGUCCUGGGGCCUCCGGGUCGCUGAAAGAGCUGCUGGCCGAGCAAAUACCAAGAGACGUGCCCAUCACCUUCUAUCACUACUCCACGCCUCCCUCCAGGUCGUCCGCCCUCUUCUCCGCUCCGCCCCAUGGCAAACCCGAAAAGACAUACUGCGAGUCGCAUACGCUGGCUGCUUCCGUCACCCCCAAAGAUGCCGUCGCCUCAGCAUUGCCUGAAGAACUGCUUGUGCUUGCCAUUGAAGUUUUGAUCUACACUACGAGAAACCUCACCACCAUCUUCGUAUCCAAGGCCGAUUCGACAGGCUACAUUUCCGAGCUACAACUACCGCGGUCGCAAUCCUCGUCGCCCUUGAAGGCCAUCUGCCGCACAUUUGUAUCGUGGCUCGCAGGGGAGAGACAGAGGGACGGCAAGAAACUGGUCAUAUCUUUAUUCGCACGGGCACAGGACCAAUACCUAUUUCCCGCAAGCAUUGAGAACAAGAACAAGCACGUACUGGACGACAGAGGCCUGGUCAAGUGGUGGUGCAAAGUGCUCGAUCCGAUCAUAUGGGAAUACAAGGCUGAAGGAGAGCGGAAACCCUUGCCCCAACGCCUUGUUGAGGAUGAGCCGGUCGAGACGGACAGCGCAGCAUCACCGUCCGAGUGUACAGCGAAGGGCUACCUAGUGAUCCCGGGCUUUGAACCAUACGAUACGCUCCGAUACAUCCCACCGACUCCUGCCCCGAACACGCCUCGGCGAUGGGCUACCACGCAUCCGCUCCUUCAAAUCGCUCCCCAUCCUGCUGCUCCACCGCGCUGCCUCGUUCCACAUUUCCCAGACGAUCCAAAGGCCAGAUUUCUUGACGAGCUGGAUGAGGAACUUCCCGAUCGAGGCUCAGAUGCUAUGGUGGCUGAUGGAGGUACACCUUCGAGGAGCAAUGGGCAGUGGAAGAGCGUCAAAACGCUUGACCAAUUCUGGGAAUUUAUGGCAUUCAGACAAGAGUGUUCCUCAGGCCGAAUAGUAGGCUUCAUUUGGGUGGUGAUUUCACCGCCGAAGCCUGCAAUACCCGAAGAAGACGAGGAUACGCCGUCGCAACAAUCCGCGUCGCAAUCAGUCGCACAAAAUGAAUCUCAGAAGAGCGCCUCUACACCUAAACGCCCAAAGACAACCCGGAGGAAGAGAGAAUCUAGGCUCAAAUACGGGCCCAUUCCCUUGGUCCUGCCCAAGAUCAAGUCAAGCUCAUCAAACCUAUCGAAUUGUUCAAAUACGUCCAACUCGGCCAAGCAGCUACCGGAAAACAGUCCCUAUUGGAAGUGGCCUGCUUCCUCUCGUGGCACGGUUUGCUUCUCGCUAAAGAACUAUGAUCGUGCACAUGAAGUAUUGUUGCAACAGAUGUUUGCAAACCGCGCCGCAGCAGCACGAAGCACAAGGAAAUGGAAAGAGGAAAUCGCCGUGUUGGGUGGCGUGGACGACUGGGGGUUCAGUGUGAUAGGGAGAAAAGAACAUGUGUCCACAGGCGAUUCUUCAGGCUUAACAAGCGGCACGGCACCUACUAUAGUCAUGGGUGUGCGAAAGAAGAGGAAGCCAGAUGCCUCAGCAGAGGCAACAAAUGCGGCACAACAGUCGGCUGAGUCAGUGCAAGAACUGGGAACUGACAUAGUUCGUAAGAAGGUCAAGACGGAGUCAAUCCCACCUGCUGAUGUGGGGGCUGCCAACGGGGUGAAUACAUUGACGGCAGGGUUGGUACGUAAGAAGCCCAAGGCCUGA
This is a messenger RNA of Exserohilum turcica Et28A, 1752 nucleotides long. RefSeq lists its product as uncharacterized. The coding region runs from base 1 to 1752 and encodes 583 amino acids. Gene Ontology annotation, biological process: DNA damage response. Lineage: Eukaryota; Fungi; Ascomycota; Dothideomycetes; Pleosporales; Pleosporaceae. The record is from RefSeq and is a predicted model, not a curated record. Gene Ontology annotation, molecular function: histone H3K56 acetyltransferase activity. Gene Ontology annotation, cellular component: nucleus. The transcript has a single exon.